This is a messenger RNA of Drosophila ficusphila, 2926 nucleotides long. RefSeq names its product isoleucine--tRNA ligase, mitochondrial (gene IleRS-m). Gene Ontology annotation, cellular component: cytosol. Gene Ontology annotation, molecular function: tRNA binding; ATP binding; isoleucine-tRNA ligase activity. Bases 24 to 2861 code for a protein of 945 amino acids. The transcript has 6 exons. Lineage: Eukaryota; Metazoa; Arthropoda; Insecta; Diptera; Drosophilidae. Gene Ontology annotation, biological process: isoleucyl-tRNA aminoacylation. The record is from RefSeq and is a predicted model, not a curated record.
UCUUCCUCUUACUCAACAGCAAAAUGCUUAGGGUCUUCAAUUUUCGUGUUGGAAUUCGCUUAUAUUCUAUAAAAGCAGCUAAAAAUGAUGCAAAAAAAUAUACAGACACCAUUAACCUGCCAAAGACCAAGUUUCCCAACCGCCUGUCAACAGUGAAACGUGAAGAACAAGAACGUCAAAUUUUGGAGAACAAGAUUGCCGCUUCUUAUGAGUAUCAGGAACACCAGUUAGCAGAUGGGAAACAUCCCACAUUUGUGCUUCACGAUGGACCGCCCUACGCAAAUGGACAACUACAUAUGGGCCAUGCCGUGAACAAGAUUCUGAAAGACAUCACCUUGCGACAGCGAGUGGCUCAUGGUCAGCAGGUUAACUAUAUUCCCGGCUGGGAUUGCCAUGGCCUGCCCAUUGAACUAAAGGCAACUAGCACAGCACCGGGUCAAAAUGCUCUGGAAAUCCGAAAGAAAUCUCGCUCCUAUGCGUUGGAGGCCAUCAAAUCCCAAAAGGAGGAAUUCAGUAGCUGGGGCAUAUUAGCCGACUGGAAAAAGGAUAAUAUCUACAUGACUUUCCAGCCAGAGUUCAUUGUCAAUCAAUUGCAAAUGUUUCACAAUCUUUACGAGAAAGGACUAGUUUAUCGUGAUUUAAAGCCCGUUUACUGGUCACCUUCUUCCAGAACAGCCUUGGCGGAAGCAGAGCUGGAAUAUGACCCCAAUCACAUAAGUCCUUCGGUAUAUGUGCGGUUUGCUCUAAAUCCAAAUGGCUUAGAUAUAGAAGCCGAAAAUAAGAAAUUAUAUGCCCUCGUAUGGACCACAACUCCGUGGACGUUGCCAAGUAAUCAAGCCAUUUGCUACAAUGCCUCUCUGGAAUACGUUUUAGUCAGGUUGUCGGAUCACAACCCGGAUGAGCUGUAUCUCGUGGCAUCGGCUCUUUUGGCAGACUUUGAAGCCAAUACGCAGUUUAAAUGUGAAAUUGUCCAGCAUUUAAGUGGAGCCUCCUUGAGCCAUCUCAGCUACAAACAUCCAAUAGACAAAGACCAAUCUAAUUUACCCUUCUUCGACGCCAGUCAUGUCCAGGAUAGCAAGGGUACGGGAUUGGUACAUACUGCUCCUGCCCAUGGACCAGAAGAUUUUUUGGUUAGUUUGGCCAAAAAAAUUCCAGUGAAAUGUUUGGUAAAUGAAGAGGGAAUUUACACUAAGGAGGCUCCAGAUUUCCUAAGCGGAAAGUCGGUGCUGGGACAAGGAAAUGCUUUAGUCCUAGAGCACAUAACAAAUGAUGUAGUGCACUCCUCCGAACUGGAACAUUCCUAUCCCAUAGAUUGGCGCACCAAGCAACCUGUGAUAAUUCGUGCAAGCGAGCAGUGGUUUAUAAAUACUGAGAAGCUGAAGUCUGCUGCUGCAGAUGCCUUGGAGCAAGUGGAAAUCUAUCCCCGAAACAAUGCCGAGGCCAGCAAAAAGUCCCUGCUUACGCAGCUCCAAAAGAGACCGUAUUGGUGCAUCUCAAGACAAAGGGCAUGGGGCGUUCCCAUACCCGUUCUCUAUUGUCGGCAGACUGGAAAAGUGGUACUUAAUUCCGCGUUGAUCGAGCACCUUUGCGAGAUAUUGUGUCAAGAAGGAUCCAUUGACUUCUGGUGGGCCAAGUCAGUAGAGGAACUUGUACCCGGUCAUGUACUUAGUGAACUCGGCUAUGAAGCCAAAGAUCUUGUGAAGGGUAGUGACAUUUUGGAUAUAUGGUUCGAUUCUGGCAGCACUUGGUCUGCUGUGCUGAAAAAGGAUAAAAUAGCCGAUUUGUAUUUGGAGGGUUAUGACCAAUUCACUGGCUGGUUUCAAUCAUCCCUGCUAAUGAGCAUUGCAGCUCGAGAAUGUGCUCCUUACAAGGCCCUCUUUGUACAUGGAUUUACAGUGGACGAGAAGGGCUAUAAGAUGUCCAAAUCAUUGGGAAAUGUCAUCUCACCUAAGCAGAUAACCAAAAAGUAUGGAACAGAUGCUCUUCGUUGGUGGGUUGCCUCACAUGGAACGCAGCACAUGUCGAUUACGGUCAGCGAUAAGUUGCUGCAACAGGCGGCUGAAAGUCUUAGUAAGGUCCGAGGUACUCUAAGGUAUCUAAAAGGUGUUAUUGGAGAGAAACAAACGAAUCAGGAGGAGUUAACAAUUUCCGAUAAAAGCUAUUUAAACCGCUAUUUGCUUAGCCAGUUGGUUGAGUUCGAAACUGAGGUAGAGAAGCUGUACAAAGCCUACGAGUACAACCGUGUGGUGGCCUGCACUCAAAACUUCCUUGCCAACCAAGUGUCUGCGAUCUAUGUGCAUUUAAUUAAGGAUCGCCUGUAUUGCGGCGAUGAUCAGGAGUUGCUUGCAAUUCGCCAGACGCUUACCCACUGCUACCAACAGCUUUGCAAAAGUUUAUGGCCCAUUGUUCCCUUUCUGGUGGAGGAAAGCUGGAGUUAUUACGAUGCCACGGGCGGGGCUUUCCAUGAGCAAAGUAUCCGAGCUAAUCCCAAAUGGCAGGACACAAGAGCCACAAAGGUGGUUAACACAGCGCUCGAUGUGAAACGACUUAUUAACCAGCAAGCUGGCGAUGUGAACUCUUGGCAUUUGGCUGUGACUAUCAAGGGAAAACAAGGAAGCCAACUUGAUCUACUCCAAGAUCUCCACCCCACUCUGGAGAAAACUUUAAAAGAUUCGGAGCUGUGCGAGCUUUUGCAAGUGGGUUCUGUAACCCUUAUCCGGUCCGAUAAUUCCGACUUGGAAAUAUCCCUAAAAACUCUCCAAACUCCGCUGUGCCCUCGCUGUCGUCGCUACAGUCUAGAGGAGAAAGACGAGCAGGAGACCUGUCAACGUUGCUCUGCGGUAAUGAAUGUUAAAAGCUAAGCGUUAAGUGUUUUCGGUUUUUAGGUGUAAAUAAUAAAUUUAUGUUUUCAAAAACUCUGUAAGCA